Dibothriocephalus latus is the source of this 1224-nucleotide messenger RNA. Lineage: Eukaryota; Metazoa; Platyhelminthes; Cestoda; Diphyllobothriidea; Diphyllobothriidae. The record is from the annotation of a GenBank genome assembly.
AUGAACAAAAUAAGGUCGAUAAAACGGUUCCAAAUCGGCAAAGUCUAUCGUCGUGAUCAGCCUGCUAUGAAUCGUGGGCGAUUCCGGGAAUUUUACCAAUGCGAUUUUGACAUCGCCGGUGAAUAUGGCCUCAUGCUGCCGGAUUCCGAAUGUUUGCGAAUCAUCUAUGAAGUACUGAUAGAACUCGAAUUGGGCGAUUUCGUAAUCAAGGUGAACCACCGGCGUUUACUGGAUGGUCUUUUCACCGCUUGUGGAGUCCCUCCAGAAAAAUUCACUGCCGCGUGCUCGGCUGUUGACAAACUCGACAAGCUGCCAUGGGAAGAAGUGAGGAAGGAACUCAUAGAAGAGAAGGGCCUACCGGAGUCAGUCGUUGAGUUGAUUGGCGAAUACACGCAAAUAUCCGGAGGCAUGGACGUCCUUGAUCGGCUGGCUAGCGACGAACGUCUAGCCAACAACAAAACUAUUCAAGAUACCCUGCCCGAAAUGCGGACACUCCUCGAGUACUGUCAAGCCUUGGGCAUAAUGGAUCGUCUGCGCCUGGACCUCAGCCUUGCCCGGGGGUUAGAUUACUACACCGGUGUCAUUUAUGAGGCUGUCCUAACAGCCCCUGCCCCCACGGAACCUGCGGAACCACCGCGUGGCAAAAAGAACAAGAAGAGCAAGAAGUCUGCUGCCGAGGAAGUUGAAGACGCGGGUGACUCCGAGGGUGCUGUUGGCAGCGUCGCAGGUGGUGGUCGUUACGACAACCUCGUCGACCUAUUUUCUCCGGGCUCACGAGUACCGUGUGUCGGUCUCAGCUUUGGGAUAGAACGUCUGUUGGCUGUCAGUGAAAUGCUUUCUAAGAAGAAUGCUGCGGGCGACGGGGGUGUGCUUCGUGCAACUGAAACAGACGUCAUGGUGAUUGUUGCCCACAAGGGCCUCAUAACGCCACGUCUCGAACUCUGUCAACUUCUGUGGGAUGCCAAAAUCAAGCCUUUAGGUGUUUUGUUUUCUCUCCAGGCCGCUUUCUCACACAAGAACCAACCAAAACUGCUGGAUCAGUUGCAGUAUUGCGAGUCCACCGGGAUUCCCCUGGCUGUAAUUAUCGGUGAUGGCGAACUACAGCGCGGCGUCGUCAAGCUACGUCACAUCAGUUCUCGUAAUGAGCGCGAAGUGCUUCGGGCUGAUUUGCCGGCGGAGAUCAAACGUGAACUCCAGGAGCUCAGCUUGCCCAAGGCAUGCUGA